Messenger RNA from Pocillopora verrucosa, 1585 nucleotides. NCBI's taxonomy places the organism in Eukaryota, Metazoa, Cnidaria, Anthozoa, Scleractinia, Pocilloporidae. The record is from RefSeq and is a predicted model, not a curated record.
GAUGAGACUCCGCAGUCAUUUAGAUUUAAACACAAAAGCUUUGACCUGAUGACUUACAACAAGUAGAACAGCUGGACAGGAAGAAGGAGUGUGGCGUAUAAAACAGCGGUUUUGUUUUGUAACCAUAGUUACAGAGGUUCAAACAGUUCUAUACAUUAAAGGAAGGCACGACGCCAUAAAAUUUUCACUAUUGAUAUCCCCCAAGAGCAAAACCAAGUACGGAAAACACUUUGGCUCAGAAGCGAUGCAGUUCAAGUUUUCUCUUCAACCGAGCAUUAUCAUUCUCUAUAUCUGCCUUGGAAUUAUUCUCCCGCCAUGUUUCUGUUGCACCGACGACGCUAGUCGACACAUCAAAUUCAAGGACGCAAUACCGAACAUGGCCAUGAAAAAUCACGCGAUCAAAAGUGCAGAGGUGUCAAACGAAGGGAGCUGCAAAGUAAUGUGUUUGAUGGAGCCUAAUUGUGUGUCCAUCAAUGUUGGACCUGUUGCAGGAGGAAACCAAAAAUGCGAGUUGAAUAACGCCACGGAGGAAAACCAUGCUACAUUCCUUCUCGUGAACAAUCCGGGUUACACAUAUCUUGCAAUCGAGAAUCCAUGCAGCAGCAGCCCGUGCUUAAACAGGGGCAUCUGUCAAGCUGGAUUCACCUAUAAAGGUUUUCGUUGUGUCUGUCGGGAAAGAUUCACUGGAGAAACCUGCCAAAUCAGUGAAGUCAAGGGGAACUGCGCAGAAAUCUACAAAUCCGCGGGUAAACCAAUUGACGGCGUGUACACCAUCAAACCUGAUAAUCUGCCUGCCUUUGAUGUAUUCUGUGACCAAACAACAGCCGGUGGUGGGUGGGCAGUGUUCCAGAAAAGACUGAACGGCUCGGUUGAUUUCAACCGCUCCUGGAACGACUACAAACAUGGCUUUGGUGACCUGAAAAGUGAAUUUUGGUUGGGACUGGACAAGAUUCACCGGCUGACCUCAGAUAAUAAGAGCAUGCUGCGUGUGGACUUGGAGGACUUUGAAGGGAACACAGCUUAUGCCGAGUAUAACUUGUCUGGUGUUAUGGGUGAGAAAGACAAGUACAAGCUGAUCCUUGGUUCUUAUUCAGGAAAUUCUGGUGACUCUCUUUCUUGGCAUCGGGGUAUGCCGUUCACCACUAGAGAUCAAGAUAAUGACAAUAAGGGAGGUCACAACUGCGCUGUUCUGUACAAAGGAGCAUGGUGGUACAACACUUGUCACAAUUCAAAUCUCAAUGGUUUAUAUCUUCGUGGCAAUCACUCCUCCUAUGCUGAUGGAGUGAACUGGAAAGACUGGAAAGGACAUCAUUACUCCCUCAAGAGAACCGAGAUGAAAAUAAGACCAGUGGAUUUCUGAACUGUCAUGUUUAUGGCACAACAAUGAUACAGUGCCAACUUUUACAAAAGACACCAGUGUCUCGAUCAAGUCUAUUUAGCAUUUAAUAAUCACUCUUAAAUUAGAGCUUAGCGAAAUGCUGUUCAGGUUUUUCUUGCUUCUUUGUGCGCGUUUUUUAAAAUAGGGAUAGCUGUCACGCCCAAGGUCCAUUUUGUAGAUAUAUCUCAUCUGGUGAUUAUGUUACAA